UGUUUGAGCGCUCGGCCGGGACGUCGGAGUUUCGCGGCGGCAGUAGCGCGAUCAGCCCCGCACGGUACGCACGAUGGUCGCGCAGAAGCACGUGCUCGCGGCCACGCUCCUGUGCGCGCUGGCCGGCCAGCUCGGCGCCGGGGCCAGCCUCCACUGCGCCAUGCGCAGGGAGAUCUCCCCGUGCACCUGCCGGCGCGAGGAAUCCAACACCGGUGCCAUCCUCGUCCUCUGCCACCGGAUCAAAGCUUAUGAAGAGAUCGCGAAAGCCCUCACUAAUAAAUUCAGCCCAGAAACAAAAAUUGGACUCGACAUAUCCCAUUCGCAGCUGCCGGAUAUUGCUGAUCACAGUUUUCGAGAACUAGGCCUCUCUAUCACAAAACUGAAACUGAAUAAUGACAAUCUAAGCGAACUGCCAGAGAACGCGUUCACAAGGCUAGACCUGGUGGACUACUUCAGCGUGUCGGACAACGCGCUGGCCGAGAUCCCGCGCCACGUGGUACGGCAUCUGCCGCACGCCAAGACUCUGGACCUUUGCCGCAACAAGAUCUCCAAGCUCACCGAGGACGACUUUAAAGACUUACAAGAACUCGAACACUUGUUAAUAGCUAACAACGAGAUAUCAAAGAUCGAGCGGCACGCUUUACCAAAAGCCCUGAAGCACGUUCAUCUUGGAAUCAAUAGCCUGAACAGCCUAAACGGUGCGCUCAGAGAUCUGGACGAGUUGGAGUGGAUAUUCAUUAACGCUAAUAACCUGAAAUCCCUCGAGAAUGAAUUACCAAUAAGAUCAAAAAAGAUAUCCUUCAUACAUGCCGCACAAAACGACCUGCAAAGUUUGCCCAAGGACCUAAGGCAAAUGCCUACGCUAGACUCCCUAUUUUUCUACGACAAUAACAUCAAACUGUUGGAUGGGGCUCUGCAAAAAUCUCGAAAAUUAACAAAGAUCAAUCUUUCAUUUAAUGAAAUUGAAAGCUUGGCUGAAGAUGAAUUUGCGGAAGCUGAAGUUUUGGCGUAUCUCGACAUUUCGUACAAUCAAAUUAAAUCACUCAAUGGUUCGUUGAGAAGCCUUAAGUCGUUGCGCUAUUUGAACCUAACGCAUAACUCUUUAAUAGAGUUCUCUCUGCAAGAAAUUAAAGGUUUAAAGAAAUUAGAUGUAAUCGAUUUUUCGCAUAACAAAAUUAAUCACAUCACUGGAAACAUGGAGAACCUAGUCGACGUUGAAACGAAAGUGCUGGAGUUGCGCCUGGAUCACAACCAUCUCGUAACCCUCGGGGGCGCUCUAGUAGGGUUCCAUGGCCUCAUGAGACUUAACCUGAGCAACAACCAGCUGCAGCAGAUAUCAUCGGACGACCUCAAUGGCCUGGAAGACUUGAAAGUUCUCGACUUAUCGUUUAACGACAUCGCCACCCUGGAAGAAACUUCUAAGUCAUUUUUGCCAUCUCUUGAGGAGCUAAUCGCACACCACAACAACGUCAGUGCCCUCGACAAAGACUUCCACGGGCUCCCGUCGUUGUGCAUGGCAGAUCUGUCGUACAACAAGAUCCGCUCCAUCAAUUACGAUCUCGUGUCAAAAACGCGGUGUACCAUAAACGGUGUACCCAGUAAACUGAAGAUAUACCUUCAAGAUAAUCCGGUGUUAUGCGACGAACGGAUGAAUGAGAUGGUUAUGAUGCUGGAGAAUCUGAACGCUCGGGUGAGCGGGUCGUCGACGUGCCUGGGCACGCAGACGGCGGCGCCGCUGCUCAGCAUGCGUGCUCUGAACGACGUGGCGCCGCGACAGGACGCCGCCGUCAUCGUGGUAGCGCAUCUGCUGCCGCACGAUGACCAGCGCCCGCUACCGCCCACGUACCGGCGCGUCGGCGCCCUCAUCGGCCACGUGCUCCCCGAGCACGAGGGCGGGCUGCCCGUGGUGGUGGAGCCUCCCGUCACGCUGCCGCCCACCACCAACGUCGUCGUCAAGUGGCCCGACGACCAGCACCCGCACCCGCUCGCGGAUCUGCGCCUGCGCGACCUCAACGCGCCGGCGCAGUGAGCCGCACCCACCUUCGGGAACUCAGUGCUGCGCCCUAACAAACGUACUGAUACCGACCCCGGCCCGAACAGGGCAGUGACUCUAACUCGGCCGAGUGCACUAAUUAUUAUAUAACUACCAAAAGUAGCUACUUCCUACAUUUUUAGAGCUGAGAUGUAUAUAAGUAGUAGUAUUUUUAUAGCCACUGAUGACGCAUUCUACUGAUUUAGCUAUAAUACGCAGCGUCAAUUAAGUGGUUAUAAUGUGCGAGCACGUAAGUAAUAAUAAGUGUAACAACAUGAAUACUGCCCGCAGGACGGUUCGUGAAGAACCGUUUUCGAGAAGCGCCAGUCGGGCUACAGGCGUCAGAUGCUUUGCCAGCUCUUAUGGAAUAGAUAGAGCCUAUUUACGCCUGGCGUACAGCCCAAGUGGACUCACUAGAAUAUGUAUACAUAUUAAAAUGUUGUACCGAAGAGCUUUUAAGGGUAAAUUGACCAAAAGUAUAGACAGGCCCUGCAGCACUCUACGUCUCAAAAACAAAUUGGUUGUUUAUUUUUAUAGAAGAAUUCUUUAGCGGAGAUAUUAUGUGUGACAUUAUUAAAGUAAAGACCCCUGGACUACAUGUGGUUGUGGGCACAGAUGGUAAUACUUGCAUUCAUAUGAAUUAUCCCACCUGUUCCCGCCUCGUGUGUGGCGGCGGGAACAAAUGGGAAUACACCCGAAAUUAAACUAAAGACCCCUGGACUACAUGUGGUUGUGGGCACAGAUGGUAAUACGUGCAUUCAUAUGAAUCAUUCGCAUCUUUUCCCGCCUCGUGUGUGGCGGCGCUCAAAGGGGCGGGAACAAAUGGGAAUACACCCAAAAUUAAACUAAAGACCCCUGGACUACAUGUGGUUGUGGGCACAGGUGGUAAUACGUGCAUUCAUAUGAAUUAUUCCCAUCUGUUCCCGCCUCGUGUGUGGCGGCGGUUACGUGGGGCGAGAACAAAUGGGGAUACACCCGAAAUUAAACUAAAGACCCCUGGACUACAUGUGGUUGUGGGCACAGGUGGUAAUACGUGCAUUCAUAUGAAUUAUUCCCAUCUUUUCCCGCCUCGUGUGUGGCGGCGGUUACGUGGGGCGAGAACAAAUGGGAAUACACCCGAAAUUCAGGUAAAUCAGAUACCGGAAAUGUUACAAUUUAGUAAGGUUUUCAAGGUUUGAAUAAAAUGUAUCAUCGAAAUUACGUAAGCGUGAAAGUUAAGAACGAACCUUAGGGCUCCUCUACACGAUGGCCCAUCAUACGCCAGUCAAAGGACGUAGCUAUGCAGUGGAAUGAGAUAGCAAUAUCACUUGCUCCCUUUAACGCAUAAAUGCGUCCCUUGGACUGGCCUACGCUGGGCCAUCGUGUAGAGGAGCCAUUACUGUCAGUGUCAUCAUUAAUAAACACUAAACAGAGUGUCAGUGACACUAGAAAACCUGGAACUGCUCACAAAAAAAACUAGCAACUUUUUCUACUGUCAGCAUACUUGCAUAUAAUUAAAGGGAUUUAAAUGUUUAAUUAUAACAUACAAGUUAAUACCUAUCAGGUCAGUAAUAUAGUAAUGCAGAAAUAUAAAUUAUCGGCCAGGUACCAUGGCCAUUAACAGACUGAAAAAUGUAUCUACCAUUCAGUUCACGGAAAUUAAAGGCCCUGGGAGCCUAGGAUUUGGCUCUGGAUGGAUGGAUAUAAAUACUUUUGGCUUUUGCUAAAAUUGUAAGGAUUCAUUACUCCUCAAAUAUUAGGAAAUUAGUACAGAAAAGUAUUUUAGUCAAGUACAGAAAAUAACCUAAUUCUACGUAAAAUGUAUCAAUGUCUUAUUGCUCGAGAAUAAUAUACAAAUGCGGAUUUUUUUUUAAUUACUUUGACUAGACUGACCUCAUCUUAGUAUGUUCUUUUUUUUUAUGAGUCACCAAAGGCUUGCAAUGAUGGAAGAAACCAAAGAUUUAAUUCUCAUGCAUUUCCCCGCAAGAAUUAUAUUAUCUAAAUUAUGAGAACAUUCAAUGAAGUAAAUCGUUACAGUAAUAUGGUAAGUAUUUAACUCAGUUGACAUUGUCGAAUUUUCUUGAAGGGGAAUGGAAAAAUAAUUUAUGUAACAAAUAUUAUUACUUAGUUUAAGCUUAAAUAUUUUAUUAGUGUUAUUUAUACUGUCGAUUAACAAUAGCUUUAAGAGAGUAAUUAGAUACGAUACCGCCAACGCCGAAAUAAUUAAUUCGAGUUGAAGUAAAUAUAUAAAAUUAAAUGAACCGAAUAACAAAUACCUAUACAUGUACCUAAUCUAAAAAAAAUCUGUAUCUGAAAAUGUAACUAUAUCAAUAUAAAUGAAAACCGUGGUCCGGAGCUCAUUACUCCAAAAUAUAAUUAUUAACCUUGUAUCUACUAGUUGUUGUUUCGAAUAAAUAAAAGUUCAAAAUGC
Molecule: messenger RNA, 4442 nt
Organism: Cydia pomonella (codling moth)
Lineage: Eukaryota; Metazoa; Arthropoda; Insecta; Lepidoptera; Tortricidae
Gene: ltl
Product: leucine-rich repeat-containing G-protein coupled receptor 4
Exons: 8
Coding region: 74-2029 (651 amino acids)
Molecular function (GO): protein binding
Source: RefSeq, a predicted model, not a curated record